CUAAAAACCAUGAAGGUACUUGUGGUAUUUGCACUAGCUGUGUUUACAGUUUGCCAAGCCAACCUAUUUCAUGCUGAUGAGCCCAAGCCACAGCUGGAGCAGCUGACUGAUGCAUUCUGGAACUAUGUUGCCAAGGCAACACACACUGCAGAGGAAACCGUCCAGAUGAUCAGAACCUCCCAACUGGGCCAGGAAGUCAAUGCUCGACUAACACAGAGUGCUGACGUGGCCAGCGAAUAUGCCGUCACACUCAAAAACCAGAUGAACCCUCUGGCUGAAGAGCUGAUGACCAAAAUCACUAAGGAGGCUGAAGUGUUGAGGGAGCGUUUGGAGAAGGACCUGACCACAGUGAAAGACCAAAUGGAGCCCUAUGCUGAGAAUCUCAAGCGCCAAAUUCAGCAGAGAGUGGAGGACCUCAGAGCAGCCAUGGCUCCAUAUGCAGAGUCCCUGGAUUCUGAGACCCUGAAGGCCACUCUGCUCCAAAAAAGUGAGGAGCUGAGAGGGAGCCUGGAGCAGAGCGUGAAGGAGCUGCAGGCUCAACUGGAGCCCUACACUGCUGAAAUCAAAGAGAAGGUGGACCAGCGUCUGCAGGAGUUCCAGAAGACUGUGACCCCACUGACUGAGGAUCUCCAGGCCCAAAUUGCAGAGAGAGCCCAGUUUGUCCAGCAGAGUCUCUCACCCUAUGCUGAAGACCUGAAGGAAAAGCUGGACCCCUAUGCCCAGAACCUGAAGGACCAGCUCACCUCCCUCUAUGAGUCUUUCAUCAAGACCAACUAAUGCUUCAAAGACUUAUUCUUUUGUCACUAAUAUAACUAUUGUGUCAUGACUGAGAAUUAUGACUUCCAAAUCUGGCAUAUCCAUCUAAUCCUCCAUAUAUCUGUACAAUAUUUUUUAUGUAUUAUCCAUUCUUAUACACAA
Xyrauchen texanus (razorback sucker) is the source of this 918-nucleotide messenger RNA. RefSeq names its product apolipoprotein A-I-like. Lineage: Eukaryota; Metazoa; Chordata; Actinopteri; Cypriniformes; Catostomidae. The transcript is spliced from 3 exons. Gene Ontology annotation, biological process: very-low-density lipoprotein particle remodeling; triglyceride homeostasis; lipoprotein metabolic process. Gene Ontology annotation, cellular component: extracellular region; high-density lipoprotein particle; chylomicron. Bases 10 to 777 code for a protein of 255 amino acids. Gene Ontology annotation, molecular function: cholesterol binding; phosphatidylcholine-sterol O-acyltransferase activator activity; phospholipid binding. The record is from RefSeq and is a predicted model, not a curated record.